UGCCCCCCCGAUCCCGCCUUCGCCACAGAAACCUCCUUCGACUUCACCCGCACCUCCUGGGACGACGACCAAUUCACCUCCUUCUGGACCGCGGACUCGUCCACCAUCAAGGACAAGCGCCAGCUCGCCCUCGACAACACCGAAGGCAAGGGCGCUGCCUUCAUCGUCUGGCAGGACGGCCAGGCGCCCACCCUGACCAGCACCAAGUACCUCCUCUUUGGCAAGGUCAGCGUCCAGGCCCAGGCCGCCAAGGGGCCCGGCCUCAUCACCGCCAUUGUCCUCAAGUCGGAUUCUGGAGACGAGAUUGACUGGGAACUCCUCGGCGCCUACGAAAACCAAGCACAGACAAACUACUUCUACGACGGCCAGCCACUCUUCAACACCUACAACACAACCCACCACCUCGACACCUCCUCCUUCUCUCAACCCCAUACAUACGCCAUCGAAUGGACCCCCGCCAGCCUCACCUUUUCCAUCGACGGCGUCGUCCGCAAGACCUGGCACAACCCCAGUGACGACUCCGACUCCGACUCCGACUCCGACUCCGUCAUCCCAGCGUCCAAAUGGCCACAGACUCCCAUGCAAAUCAAGCUCGGCAUCUGGUCCGUCUCCAACGCAAGCGACCCCGGCACCAUCUCCUGGGCCGGCGGCCUGCCCGACUGGUCCGGGGCC
Molecule: messenger RNA, 672 nt
Organism: Trichoderma reesei QM6a
Lineage: Eukaryota; Fungi; Ascomycota; Sordariomycetes; Hypocreales; Hypocreaceae
Exons: 2
Biological process (GO): carbohydrate metabolic process; fungal-type cell wall organization
Cellular component (GO): fungal-type cell wall
Molecular function (GO): glycosyltransferase activity; hydrolase activity, hydrolyzing O-glycosyl compounds
Source: RefSeq, a predicted model, not a curated record